UGCCGGAAAUUCUAAAUAAGAAGAAGAGUGAGAAGACACACGAAGAAGAAGUUUGUGAAGCCUCGUGAAGCGGGAAUUGACAGACAGCCCACUGUCAUGGACUGGGGUCAGAAUGAGCUGCCGUCUCCGGUGGUUCGAGACGACGAGGUGACGGUUGCGGCCCGCAGGAGGAGGAAGAAGGUGGCCUUCCCAUCGCCCGGCAGCCCCGUCGCUUCUACAGCAACACCAGCCCGCUCCCUGCUGAGGAACACUCCUGCUUCACUGUACAGACAGGCCGUAACUCCAAGGAUUCCAGAUGUUUCCUCCAUUUUGGCUCCAGGAGGUCGAACACCUCGAUACACGCAUACACCCAGACAUGCGCUCAGCAGUAUGAACUUGGAUGACAGUGAUUGGACCAACAGCAUGUAUGUCUCUCCUGUUUCGGGCUUGGAAAACACCAGCUUCUUCACAGAUGACAUCGCCAACCUUAGCUCAGCCCUACUAAAGGAGGACGACCCAGGCGAGGCCGCGGCUGCCAGUCUUUUCCCAGAGUUCCUUGGGUCCUUUCUGAAACACUCUUCGUCUGCUGUGUUUGAGCUGCUUGAGGAUUACCAGGCGCUCUGCCAGGACAAGGUGGAUGUGCUGCAGUCUGUGGUCCUCAGAGCGGGUCAGAACAGUAAAACAGCAGGAGUCCGCUGGCUGCUGCAGCAGGAGAACUGCUCCUGGAGACUCAUCACCUCACUGUACAGGGAUCGGGUCCAGUUGGCGCUGGAAGAUGACAUCAUGACAGACAUGGUUGUUCCCAGUGAGAGCGAGAAAAUCGUGGUGGAGCAGCUCUUUCAGCGGGAUGCUGCCAUACGACAGAGUCAGCUGGUUGUUGAUUGGCUGGAGAGCAUUGCCAAGGAUCAGAUUGGAGAUUUUUCUGAUAACAUAGAAUACUACGCCAAAAACGUCUGCUGGGAGAACACCCUCCAUGCACUGAAGCUGAGGAGGAAGAGCGGCUCUGCCUUUACUGUUCCUCUGGUCACAGAGCUGGACCCAGACGCUCCUCUCCGGCAGCAGCGCCCCCUGGCUGACCUGGACAGAGAGGACGACGCCCGACUGCUGAAGAACCUGUUUACCCUGAUCAGAGCGGGGAUGACCGAGGAGGCUCAGAGGCUGUGUAAGCGCUGUGGUCAGGCCUGGAGAGCAGCAACUCUAGAAGGCUGGAAACUUUACCAUGAUCCCAACAUGACCUCAGGCAGUACAGAGUUGCAGCCUGUCGAAGGAAAUCCUCACAGAGGAAUCUGGAAGGCCUGCUGCUGGAGAAUGGCUGAGGAGGAGCAGUUAAACAGAUAUGAGAGAGCAAUCUACGCCUGCCUGAGUGGAAACCUCAAACCGCUCCUGGCAGUGUGUGAAUCAUGGGAGGACUGCGUGUGGGCGCACUUCAGAGUGAUGGUCGACUCCCUGGUUGAAAAGGAUCUGAUGUCAUCGGGAAUGGCCCACCAGGAAGUGGAGACGCUGCCUCGAGAAUACCUGGAGGCCAAUUGGACCAUGGAAAAGGUCUUUGAGGAACUUCAAGCCUCUGAGUCAAAGAGGGUUUUGGAGGAAACCAGAGAGCAUUACCACGUCAUCCAGAAGUUUGUCAUCCUAGGAGACCUGGACGGUCUGUUGGAGGAGUUUUCUGAUUGGCUGUCUGCCUCUAAGCCCCUUCCCUCCCAUCUGCUGCGUUUCAUGACUCACCUUGUGCUGUUUUUCCGCUCCCUGGGUUUGGCACUGAAGGAGGAGGUGUGUGUGGAUGUGCUGAAGGCGUACGUCUCCCUUUUGAUUCAGGACCAGCAGACUGACCUUGUGGCGAGCUACGUAAGCCAGCUACCAGCCGAGCUCGCCACGGCUCAGUACGCUGCUUUCUUGGAGACAGUCACCCAGCCGGAGCUCCGGCCCCGCUGCCUGCAGCUCGCCACUGAUGCAGGUCUCGAUGUCGCUGCGAUAACCAAGAUGGUGGUGGAGACGGUGAGAGAGAGAGACGAUACAGAGUUUACACCCCACCCCCAGACGCUGGAGACGGGAACGACAAAGGAGGACCUAAGGAAGAUUGAUGUUAUCGAUUGGCUGCUGUUUGACCCCGCCCAUCGAGCAGAGGCCCUAAAGCAGUCCAACGCCAUCAUGAGGAAAUUUCUGGCUGUGCAGAAACACGACGCAGCCAAGGCGGUGUUCUCUAAAGUUCCAGAGGAUUCAAUGAGGGAGAUUUACUGCCAGUGGUCGGGGGUCGGUCAGACAGCGCCCCCGCCUGCUGAGGAUGAGAACGCCAUCAGAGAACACCUGUGUAUCAGAGCCUACCUGGAAGCUCACGAGGCUUUCACUGACUGGUUCAGCCACAGUAGCUCUGCCCCACAGAAGCCAGCACCUGCCCCCGACGCCAAAUUCACAGAGAGAGUAGCCAAUGAGAUGAGAGAGAAGGAGUACCAGGCGUCCCUGUCUGCCUGGUCGUGCCGUCUGGACGUUCUAACUGAAGAUGUGAAAGAGAGAAUAUACAACGUGCUGCUGUUCGUAGACGGAGGAUGGAUGAUCGACAACAGACAGGAUUCAGAGCCAGAUUCAGAGCGCAGCCACCAGAUGGCAGCGUUACGGUCUCUCUGUCUACCUCGCCUCAGCUUCUUACUGCUCAGUGUGCUGCAGAACUCCUCCAGACACCAGGAGGCGCUGCGCCUCGCUGACAUCAUCUCAUCAGACCAACACCGCCUCUACCAGGUUUUCUCUAAAGAGGAGCUGAGGAGGUUCCUUCAGAAGUUGAGGGAGUCGUCGCUCUCUCUGUUGGACCAAACACUCGACCCGCUGGGCUACGAGUUACAGCCAUGAACACACAAAUAAAAUACACACACACACACAGCAGUGU
Molecule: messenger RNA, 2854 nt
Organism: Micropterus salmoides (largemouth bass)
Lineage: Eukaryota; Metazoa; Chordata; Actinopteri; Centrarchiformes; Centrarchidae
Gene: nup107
Product: nucleoporin 107
Exons: 27
Coding region: 97-2817 (906 amino acids)
Biological process (GO): protein import into nucleus; mRNA export from nucleus; post-transcriptional tethering of RNA polymerase II gene DNA at nuclear periphery
Cellular component (GO): nuclear pore outer ring; nuclear pore
Molecular function (GO): structural constituent of nuclear pore
Source: RefSeq, a predicted model, not a curated record